This is a messenger RNA of Camellia sinensis, 2864 nucleotides long. RefSeq names its product zinc finger CCCH domain-containing protein 18. Gene Ontology annotation, molecular function: RNA binding; metal ion binding. Lineage: Eukaryota; Viridiplantae; Streptophyta; Magnoliopsida; Ericales; Theaceae. The record is from RefSeq and is a predicted model, not a curated record.
UUUUAUUUUAUGUGGUCAAUUCUAUUUCUCAUGAACAAGUGAAUUUGGAAAUGGGUUUGUUUUUGUUUUUGUUUUUUGUUUUUUGUCUUUUGUUUUUUUUUUAUUUUAAAGUGUGGUUAGUAUGUAUUUUGUGGGUUUUGGGUUUCAAUGAAUUGUCAAAAAUUGUCAAGGAUGAAGCUUUGCUAUCUCAUGUUGUUCACUCUCCUUCCAAUGGUCAAUUCUUCUCAGUCUUUUGAUUUUUGACCUGGGUUUUAUCUCAAAAUUCAUGUAUAAGGGUGUCUAAGAUGUGCUUUUUGUGUCUUGGGUUUUGAUCGAAAUGUUAAAGAUACAAACUUCGUUUUUUUGUGUUCUUUACAAUUUACAAUUCUUGUGCAAAAUUUGAUCACGGACAUGGGUUUGUUCCAAAAUGAGGUUAAAAAAUUACUGGUUUUUUGAAGAUUUUUAUUUAUUUUCUUUUGAAGUUGUUUGAUAGCUUAAAAUGAUACAUCUGUGUCAUUUUUCUUUCUAUUUUUCAAUGACUCUUCUCUUCCUCAAAUUCUUCGGACAAAUGGUUUCUUCAUGUGAAAACAAGCAGACAGAGUUUGUGUUUGACAAAUGGGUAACUGGGUUUUUCUUUAAUUUUUCAUGUAGGAGAGGAAAAAGAAGAAGGGAAAAAAAAAUAUAUUCUCGGGGUUUCAUUCUCUAUUGAAGUCUGGUUGUGAAAUCCAUUUUUUGGUUAGUUCCAAUUAGGUUGAGGAGAAGAUGUGUCAUCUCUCUUAUUUUCUUCUACAAAAGAGGCACUUCUUGUGUUUAAUUUUGAGUUUUUGCUUUGGUUAAUAUCUUACCCUUCCCAAAUCCCGCUUUAGCGUGAGCCUUGUGGGCUGAGGAGCCCGCUUUGGGCAACAUAGGAUCGACAUGUUUAAUCUGGUUGAGGUUUGAGAUGGACCUUCCUGAGUCUGCCAAAGUUCUAUACAAUAGGAUCCAGAAACUAGAGCCCGAAAAUGCCUCUAAAAUCCUCGGCUAUAUCCUAUUACAAGAGCACGGAGAUCGUUUCAUGAUCCGGUUAGCUUUUAGCCCUGAUAAUUUCCUCCACUCUCUGAUUAACAAAGCUAAAACAGACCUUGGAUUAGCUUCCACACCAGCAGUUUCGGCUCCAAUUUCUCCUCGUCCGGUGAACCAAGCUCCGCCUGCUAUAGAUAUUCCGUUACAAUUUAUUCCAUUCUCAUCUCGUCCAUUUUCAUCUCCGGCAAGCCUUCGAGCUGCCAAUCCCUACUGGGAUCCCCAAGUGGCUGCUGAUCAGCAGCAAGUUAAUAACUUGGAAUUUGUGCCACCGCCUUACCCUGAUUCAGAUCCCAAUGACUAUCGCCUCCAGAACCAACUUCAGUUCUUGUCUCUGGAUGAUCAAUUAGAGUCUGUUAAUUCAGAUAUCUCGAGCAAUUACUAUUACCCGGAACCUGCAUUGGGCCCAAGAACCAGCCGGAGGUCUCCGAGCUUGCCUGAAUUUCCUGUCAAGGUUUGCCAUUACUUCAGUAAGGGGUUUUGCAAACAUGGAAACAACUGUAGGUAUUUCCAUGGACAUCCCAUGCCGGAAAGUUUUUCUCAGAUGUUCAACCCCAAUUCAAACGAACUCGCAAACGACGAUCAUGUUUUCUCACCUGGGUCCCUUGAGAAAUUAGAGUACGAGCUUACUGAGCUUUUGAAAUCAAGGCGAGGAUUUCCCGUUUCAAUAGCCUCUUUGCCAAUGUUGUACUAUGAGAAAUAUGGACGGACCCUACAAGCCGAGGGAUACCUUACGGAGAGCCAGAGACAUGGUAAGGCCGGUUAUAGCCUUACCAAACUUCUUGCUCGGCUGAAGAACAGUAUCCGUCUCAUUGACAGACCUCAUGGCCAGCAUUCAGUGAUUUUGGCUGAAGAUGUUUCGAAAUACAUGGAGUUCAAUGGUGAGAGAUGUGAUCAUGGAGGAAUUGUUUCUGGUUCUCGGCAGAUUUAUCUUACUUUCCCGGCUGAGAGCACCUUUACCGAGCAAGAUGUUGCUGACUAUUUCAACAAAUUUGGACCUGUUCAAGACGUGAGGAUUCCUUGCCAACAGAAGAGGAUGUUUGGGUUUGUGACCUUUGUUUUUGCUGAGACGGUGAAGCAGAUUUUGAUGAAAGGGAAUCCUCAUUUUGUUUGUGGGGCUCGUGUUCUGGUGAAACCCUAUAGGGAGAAGCCAAGGCUUGUAGACAGGAAGUAUAGCGAGAAAUUUCAGCACUCUAUGUACUGUGGUUCGCACUUUUUUGAUCCAGAAUGUGAGCUUCACUCAAUGCCUAGAGUAUGUGACAAUUCAAGACUACUCAAGAAGCAUCUCAUGGAAGAACAUGAGCAGGCGCUCGAACUUGAAGGACGGCAUUUCUCGGAGUUGCAACUGGCGCCUAAAGCCAUGAACCAUCACCACCAGUAUUUUGGCUACCCGAUGGAUGAGUUGAAGCUUUCAGAAGCCCGUGCAGAACAGUCAGAGUUCCAAUCUGCUGAUGGUUUUAAUUAUCUGCUGGAUGUGCUGAACAAUGGUUCUACUACUGAUGACAAUGUUAGGCAUAUAAAUACCAAUUACAAUGAUCAAGAGAGCGGUCAAGGACUUAACCUUCCAGACAGCCCAUUUGCACCGCCUAUAGGGUCCAGCAUUUCAACAGUUACAUAGAUUCACAACUCAGAGACAAAAAGAAGAAUUUAUAGCGGUAGAAGAGGACUGAAGUUUUGAAGACAUUUUCAAGGAUUGGAUAGAACACAAAGACUUUCUCCUUUUUUCCCAUUUCGAUCGGAUAGUUAGCUUCGCAAAGUUCAUAGCUAAUCAAGGAGAAACAACAUAUGGUAUAGAAAUAUGUAAGAAGGGUUUUUUUUUUUUUUUU